Messenger RNA from Triticum dicoccoides, 1586 nucleotides. Its product is annotated as protein trichome birefringence-like 19. Gene Ontology annotation, molecular function: O-acetyltransferase activity. Gene Ontology annotation, cellular component: Golgi apparatus. The transcript has a single exon. Lineage: Eukaryota; Viridiplantae; Streptophyta; Magnoliopsida; Poales; Poaceae. The record is from RefSeq and is a predicted model, not a curated record. Bases 54 to 1274 code for a protein of 406 amino acids.
ACUACACAUCAUAAACAUAACGCUCAUGAUUCGUAGUUCGUGUGUUAACACCGAUGGAGUUUCAUGGAGUCAAGCUCCCGGCGAUUGCCCAUCACAGCCGCCACUGGCACUGUGUGCUCCCCGCCGCCGUCCUCACGACGUGCCUUGUGGUCCUCGCGGCGAUGAGCCUGCCCGGCCGCGUGCCGCUGAUGCCGCCGUUUCUCCCGAGCAUGACCGGCCAUGGACGAGGCGUCAACGGGUCCUGCGACAUAUUCAAGGGCGAGUGGGUGCCCGACCCGGGCGCGCCGCGAUACACCAACGAGACGUGCCCCGUGAUCCACGGCCACUACGACUGCAUGCGGUACGGCAAGCCGGACCUCGGGGUCGUGCGGUGGCGGUGGCGGCCGGACGGGUGCGAGCUGCCCCGCUUCGACGCGGCGCGCUUCCUCGGCGCCAUGAGGGGCAAAUCCGUGGCGUUCGUCGGCGACUCGCUCGCCAGGAACCAGAUGCACUCGCUCGUGUGCCUCCUGGCGCGGGCCGAGCGGCCCGUGCCGUGGACCAAAGCGGGCUACGUCUACCGCUACGAGCGCCACGGCUUCGCCGUCGCCGACUUCUGGUCGCCGUUCCUCGUCCGCGCCGUCGAGACGGACCGGGACGGCCCGGCGCGUAGCGGGGCGGGCCUGUGGAGCCUCCACCUGGACGAGCCGGACGCUGGAUGGGCGGCCCACGCCGGCAUGUUCGACUACGUCGUCGUCUCCGCCGGCAGCUGGUUCUACCGGCCGUCCGUGUUCUACGAGCGCGGCCGCCUCGUCGGGUGCAGCGGCUGCCUCGCGCCCAACGUCACCGAUCUCACGCUCCGGUACUCCAUGCGGCUGGCGUUCCGGAGCGCGCUCCGCGCGGCCGUGGGCGCGCCGGGCGGCCGCUCCAGGACGGUCAUCGUGCGGACGAUCUCGCCGUCGCACUACGAGAACGGGACGCGGAGCGAGGACGGCGACUGCGUCCGGACGCGGCCUCUCCGGCGUGGUCAGUGGGAGAUGGACGAGGAGCAGAAGGAGAUGCGCCGGAUACAGGUGGAGGAGUUCGCGGCGGCAGAGGCUGCGGCGAGAGGGAAAGGGGUGAGGAUGCUGCUGAUGGACGCGACGGAGGCCAUGGCGCUGCGGCCGGACGCCCACCCGAGCAAGUACCGGCUGUGGGAGCCGGAGAAGUUCUGGGUGUCCCGUGACUGCCUACACUGGUGCCUGCCCGGCGCCAUGGACGCGUGCAACGACAUGCUGCUUCACAUGCUGAUCGGUUAACUAGUACUCCAAUUACCAUUUUUAUGGAAUAGUACUCCAGUAACUUACUGCUCUGUUAAAAAGGCUCUGUUCUCCAUUGGGGACACUAAGGCGCAUGCUAUUUUUUCCAAGAAAUGUUGGCAUAUUGUAGGUGAUAUUCUUACGUCUGAAGUUUUAAAGGCAACAAAUGAAAAGAAUAUUCCAGCUGGAUGGAAUGAUACAACUAUAGUGCUCAUACCUAAGGUGGAUAAUCUGGAAAAUAUAUCCCAAUAUAGGUCCAUCAAUUUAUGCAAUGUUUUGUAUAAAAUCAUCUCAAAGAUGAUUGCCUUUCGA